This is a messenger RNA of Morus notabilis, 1861 nucleotides long. Its product is annotated as heparanase-like protein 3. Gene Ontology annotation, cellular component: membrane; plant-type cell wall. Gene Ontology annotation, molecular function: beta-glucuronidase activity. The record is from RefSeq and is a predicted model, not a curated record. The transcript has 9 exons. Bases 225 to 1835 code for a protein of 536 amino acids. NCBI's taxonomy places the organism in Eukaryota, Viridiplantae, Streptophyta, Magnoliopsida, Rosales, Moraceae.
AAGAAAAAAAAAAAAAGAGCAAGAUUGUCUACUUCACAGAAAUGUUCUUCGGAUAUUUAAACAUGCAAAUGGAGUGCAAUAUUCAUUAGGAAUUCAGAUUUCCAGUUUACGGAUUCUCUCUUUUUCACACUCGUACAAACACAAAACAUGUUAGUUAGUUGUUCUUGAUCCUUUCUAAACCAACAAGGUUCUAAGCCCUGGAUAGACGUUAUCUAUUCUAUGAGAUGUCUCUGCUAGUUUUCAUAGUUUUGUGCUUGGGGAUAUACCAUUGGACUCACAGUUCAAGCUCAGUAGCUUCGAAGACGCAGCGGGGUACCGUUUUUGUCAACGGAACAGCUCCGAUCGGACGAAUAGACGACGACUUUGUCUGCGCCACUAUUGAUUGGUGGCCUCCUGAUAAAUGUGACUUUGGAACUUGUAGCUGGGGCACAGCUUCUCUUCUCAAUCUAGACCUUAACGAUCCUAUACUUGUAAAUGCAAUACGAGCAUUUUCAUCCCUGAAAAUUAGGCUUGGGGGCACUUUGCAAGACAAAGUCAUAUACGAGACACAAGACAAUAAACAGCCUUGUACCCCGUUUGUCAAAAAAGACUCGGAUUUGCUUGGCUUCUCUCAAGGCUGCUUACCUAUGUCUCGGUGGGACGAACUAAACACUUUCUUCAACAGAACUGGGGCUGUUGUUGUUUUUGGUCUAAAUGCGCUAAGGGGCAGGACAAUAGAUUCCCAAGGUUCUGCCACCGGAGCUUGGAAUUCCAGUAACGCUGAAUCUCUUAUGAGGUAUACGGUCAACAAGGGAUAUAAAAUUCAUGGUUGGGAACUUGGGAAUGAACUGAGCGGGCGCGGAAUUGGAGCAGGAGUUGCGCCAGACCAAUAUGCAUCUGACAUUAACCAUCUGCAAAACAUUGUCCAAAAAAUCUAUGAAGGUUUUGAAGUCAAGCCAUUGGUUCUUGCACCAGGAGGGUUCUUUGACCCCACUUGGUUCACAGAGUUCUUAGACAAAACGCCAAAGUCUCUUCAAGUAGUUACCCACCACGUUUACAACCUUGGUCCAGGCAGUGAUGAGCAUCUCAUUGACAAGAUCCUAAACCCGUCUGUUCUCAGCAGCGAGUCGGGGACUUUCGGUAGCCUACAAAGUAUUCUUAAGCAUUCAGGGACGUCAGCAGUUGCUUGGGUUGGCGAAGCAGGAGGGGCUUAUAACAGUGGCCGCAAUCUCGUCACCAAUGCCUUUGUGUUCAGUUUCUGGUACUUGGAUCAGCUGGGUAUGGCAGCAUCUUAUGAUACCAAAACAUACUGCAGACAAACAUUAAUUGGCGGAAAUUAUGGUCUUCUCAAUACUAACACUUUUGUCCCAAAUCCAGAUUAUUACAGUGCUCUUCUUUGGCAUCGAUUAAUGGGAAACAAUGUCAUCUCAACAAACUUUUCUGGGACGACGAAAAUGCGCGCUUAUGCUCACUGUUCCAAGAAAACUCGAGGAAUCACAUUGCUCCUGAUCAACCUAGAGAAAGACACUACAGUUAAUGUCCGAGUUUCAACUGAGACUGAUGCAAGCUCCAAGACUUUGAAUACGGAACAUCGAAGAACAACACCGUCUACAAUGUCUCAAGGAUCGAUAUCUAGCGAAAAUAUAACAAGAGAAGAAUACCACCUAACGGCUAAAAAUGGGAAUUUAGAGAGCCAAAAUGUGCAUCUAAAUGGCAAAAUAUUAAAUGUAGAUUCAUCUGGAGUCAUACCACCCUUGGACCCAAUAAAUAAAAGUGUGUCCGAACCGAUAACUGUGGCUCCUUUCUCUAUUGUAUUUGCUCUCAUCCUCAACAUUGAUGUCCCAGCCUGUUUAUAAAUUAUUGAGAGAAAAAAAAUAAAAAU